CGGCCAUGAAGUUUCACCUAUAACAGCUCUGGCCGAGCGAGCGACCAAUGCGCUGCGAAACUCAAAGCGAAGGAGGCGGGGAGGCGAGGGCUUGGCGGAGGAGGAAGGAGAGGAAGGAAGGCCGGGUGGGGCUUGGCUGGCUUGAGCCGAAGGAGGAAAGGCGGGCGAGAGGGGCUUUCCGGAGGAGACAAGGCUUGCCCAUCGACGAAGGAAGACCUGAGGCUGGAGAGAGAGGAAGGCAGAGAGGGCAAAGACGGCCUGUGAAGAAAUACGAGUAUUUCUGAAUAGUCAAGACAUAUAUCAUGGCUGAGUUGUCACCUGAAGAUAUUCAACUGAGAGCCCAUCAAGUUACAGAUGAGUCUUUAGAAAGCACAAGGAGGAUUCUUGGCUUGGCCGUUGAGUCCCAAGAUGCUGGAAUCAAAACUAUCGCCAUGUUAGAUGAACAAGGAGAACAGCUGAACCGUAUAGAAGAAGGAAUGGACCAGAUAAACAAAGACAUGAGAGAAGCUGAGAAGAAUUUAAAAGAACUCAAUAAGUGUUGUGGUCUCUGUGUCUGUCCUUGCAAUAGAACAAAGAAUUUUGAGUCUAGUAAAUCAUAUAGGACAACAUGGGGUGAUGGUAUGGAGAACUCAGGCGAUCAUGUAGUGUCCAGACAACCGGGACGGACAAUAGAUUAUCAGCAGCAGGGCGGAGGAGGAAAUUCUGGGGGAUACAUCACACGGAUAACCAAUGAUGCCAGAGAAGAUGAAAUGGAUGAAAAUCUAACCCAAGUUGGAAACAUCUUGGGGAAUCUGAAAAAUAUGGCUUUGGAUAUGGGUAAUGAGAUUGAUUCACAAAACAAGCAGAUAGACCGGAUAAAUGAGAAGGCUGAAACCAACAAGGAUCGUAUUGAGCAAGCCAAUGUAAAAGCCAAAAGACUUAUUGAUAACUAAUAGUCAGCUUCCAGUUCUUGAUUCCGCUUUAACAUCAGUUUAAGUCUAUACAACACAAUUUCCAAAGAAGGAAGAUAACAGAAUCCAGAAGAUGAAACAAAGCAAGAUGUAUCAUUAGGCUUCUUUGUUGCCUGAAAGCAGGUCUCAGUUUGAAAUCCAGGAAAGCAGCACAUCAGAAACACAGAUUAUAAAAAACCCUUUUCAUAUCCUCAGGGCUUCAUUUUCUGAUUUUGAUUCUUUCUUUGUUGUGUCCUUUCCUCCAUCCUUUAUCCCCAUUUUUAUAAUAGUUCAGUGGCAAAGAGUGAGGCAAUUAUGCAAAGACAAAACAGGAUGUAUUCACAAGAUUAAUUGCCUCACUUAAUAUUGCAGGUCAUCGCAAACAAAGUAGAUGAAUGAUUUAUACAUAAUGUCUCUUUUCAUUAUGUUGUUCCUGCUUUUACAGAGUGCUUGAUCUCAUUAUGAAACCUUCCAUAAAAGUAACGAAUAGUGCACAUCUAUUCUGGUAAUUGGCUUAAUGGUUGAUGCUUUUGAUUAUCCAUGAUCAUUGACAUGCAGUAUAUAAAUUGGAAAGGAUGUUCUUUCUAAGCUGUAGCAGUUCUUGUUUGAGUUCAGAAAAGACAAGUAAUCUGUGCUGUAUUUUUUAUGUGAACAUACAUAAAACAUGAUUCUCACAGAACCUUUAAACUUGUUUUUCUUCACUUAAAUGCAAUCAUUGGGAUGUUUGAUACAAACCUUAUUUCAUUUACUGUUUGUAGCAUGCAAAUUUUAACUUCUCAGAAAUACUAUUGCAUUUUUCUUUUUUUAAAAAAAAAAUAUCUGUGUAUCCAGUGGGCACAGAUUCAUACUCCCACUGAAAAGAGAACUUGGUGUUCAAUAUUAUUUUUUUAAGCAAUUUAUUAAAAUUACAAAGAAGUCUGAUGGUAGGCUAAAACAAAACUAUUUUCCCAAUUGUAUCUUUUAAAAGAAAUGUGUUCUAUCUUUCAGUUCAAUCAGUUUGUAUUUGGUUAAACAGCAAGAUUGUACAUCCUGAGAAGAAAAAUAGAAUAGAAGAAGGGCACAAUUUAACACCUUGUUCCACUUGGCAGGACUCAUUUUAAAAGAAAUUUUGCAUUGGGUACCCAAUUAAAUAUGUGAACACAUACUGAUUAUUCAAACAAUAGUUUUCUUCAAUCUGAACUCAUAUUUAGCAUUUGUACUGAAAUGAUAUGGAAGAGUGCAAUCAUUAAUAAAUCAGCUUUGCUUCUGUUUCUGUCAAUGUAACGAAUCUGUAUUUGUAGUAUUUCAUGAAUUUUGAAAUUGUGGCAUAGUUAAAGUACAGGCUUACACUAUGAAUUGUGAUCUAUCUCUGAAUUGGGUAUGUUUUGCUAUUGCUUGUAAACUACCCACUUUUGUAAUACUGGGCAUAGAGCUAAGCCAUGGAAACUAGCCUAUAGGACUGCUAAGCAAUCUGCAUUUAGUUUGGUGGUUACAGUUCUAUAGGUCUGCUGUAGUAAUUUAUUUGGCCGCAAAGUAUUUCUGUGCAGGAUUAAGGUGCUUCAUUUAGCACUCACAUGUCUGUAGUACCAGUUUAAAUACGUUACAUUUUCAGGCUUUUCCAAGAAAACAUUAGUUGUCUCCUGAUUAAGAAUUAGACAGCAUGGAAAUCUUUUUUUUUUUUUGUAAGGAUAUUGUGCUAUUAGUGUGUUUAAGUUGAUUUUUUUUUAGUAUGUAAGAAUUUAUGAUAGUUUGAGGACUGGGAAUACUUUCAAGGAUUGCAGAAUUUAUGAGAUUUAUGUUGCAAUCAGAAGUAGUAGUAUUUUGUGGACUAAUGGCAGCUGCUGUAUCGGCCUUUAAGUCCUGCCAAAGGAAGAGCUCAAAACAAACUGGUUCAUUAUACUGUAACUUUUCUUAAAUUACAAGAGGAUACCUCAUUUUCUUGCCUCUCUACAAAUCAUUUCCAACUGAGCCAUAAUUUUAUAUUGUAAUAAGAUAAUGGUCAGUCUUGUAUGUUAUCUCUUGUCAAUAAUGACAAGAUAGUAGUUCUAGUUGGAUAUAUAUGCUGUAUUAAUAGUGAAGCAAAUAAUCCUCAAAUUAGGAAAUUCUAAAUUUUUCCAGAAAUGGCAGAACACACAAACUGCAAGCAUAACAAUGAAUUCAAUCUUGUAAUAUGUUGUUCUUAAUUCUUUUAUUUGAUGUGAGAUUUACCAAGCUAUAGAUGCUUUCUCGCACACACUGCUCAUUCGCUUUUAUGAAGAAAUUAUAUACAAAUUCCACAAUAGUGUGGGUAAUUCUUGUGUUAUAUUUGAAGAUGUGUAUUAAGGAAUUUGUAACAUCUUACCAACUCAGACCAUACUAUUUGGAAUCCACUUGCUUUCUGUGUUACCUAUUUGGAGCUGUAAAUGAACACCUCUGGUUUCUGUCAUUAUACCUCUUGGACUGAAUAAAAUUAACUUAUAAAUGG
This is a messenger RNA of Anolis sagrei ordinatus, 3372 nucleotides long. RefSeq names its product synaptosome associated protein 23 (gene SNAP23). Gene Ontology annotation, biological process: synaptic vesicle priming; synaptic vesicle fusion to presynaptic active zone membrane; exocytosis. The record is from RefSeq and is a predicted model, not a curated record. Gene Ontology annotation, molecular function: SNAP receptor activity; syntaxin binding. Gene Ontology annotation, cellular component: SNARE complex; plasma membrane. Lineage: Eukaryota; Metazoa; Chordata; Lepidosauria; Squamata; Anolidae.